CCAUCAACCCCUCAACUCUCAGUACACAUCAUCGUUGUCCAACCCUUUUUCUUGCUCUUCUCCACUGCAGCUGAUUGAUCGAGCUCACUCAGCAUCUGACCCGGCCGAUUCCGAUCCACCACUACUCUAUGUCUAGCAUGGACAUGGUCACAUGGACAUGGACAUGGCCAUGAUGGGCUUCGAUGAGGACCUAGACCAGGUGCUGGCGGCGAUGGGCCCCGCCGACAGCUCGGCGACGUCGUCUGCGCCCAACGCCGCCGCACCAGCACCACUAGCUGUCGUCCCAGCAGGCAGCAGCGACGAUGAGGAGGCCGCCGCCGCGGAUAGCGCCGACGACCUCCGGAGGGGCCCCUGGACGGUGGACGAGGACAUCCUCCUCGUCAACUACAUCGCCGCCCACGGCGAGGGCCGCUGGAACUCGCUCGCCCGCUCCGCGGGCCUGAAACGCACCGGCAAGAGCUGCCGCCUGCGGUGGCUGAACUACCUGCGGCCCAACGUGCGGCGGGGCAACAUAACCGCCGAGGAGCAGCUGCUGAUCCUGGACCUGCACUCGCGCUGGGGCAACAGGUGGUCCAAGAUCGCGCAGCAGCUCCCCGGGCGCACCGACAACGAGAUCAAGAACUACUGGCGCACCCGCGUGCAGAAGCACGCCAGGCACCUCCGCUGCGACGUCAACAGCGCCCACUUCCGCCACAUCGUGCGCCACGUCUGGAUGCCUCGCCUGCGAGAGCGCGCCCAGGCCGGCGGCGUACAGGCUCCAGCUACCACCACGGCCAGCGCGCCGCCCGCGUGUUAUAACUACUGCGGGAGCCAACACCUGGUGCAGCAGCAAGGCGCCCACCGCGGCGUGACGGCGGCGAGCGAAGCUCACCACCACCACCAAUACUACAGCGAGCCGGCAGGCCCGACGUCGGCGGCCACGGCCCUCAGCCCCGACGACGCCUCCAGCGCGCUGCGGUCGUCGUCGCUCAGGGCGGACGACGCGUCGCAUUACACUGCAGCUUACACUUACACCUCGGCGGCCACGGCGACCCCGACGACGAACGACCAAGGCUACGAACAAACUACGACUGACGACGACGUGUUCGCCGGGUCGACCACAUCGGAGCUCCUCGUCACCGCUACCGGCGGCCCUGACGACGAGUACAGCUCCAUGAUCGGCCUGCAGCUGCAGGACUUUGGGUUUGAGGAUUUCGAGUACGGCCUGUGGAGCCUGGAUGACCUUUGCUAACAGCCUAACAGCAGCUGUGCUGAGCUCACCACCACCAUACAUGCACACCAACCUAGGAGUAGUCGAGUAGUCGACAAGCAAGUCAGUGAGGCCCGGCCCGGUUGUAUCUUGCUCGAAGUAGAUUGAGGGGAUUGAAUUAUCUUCUAGGAGUAUUAAAUUUUGGCUAAAGAUAGAUUUAAUUGUU
This is a messenger RNA of Zea mays, 1415 nucleotides long. RefSeq lists its product as uncharacterized. Gene Ontology annotation, cellular component: nucleus. Gene Ontology annotation, molecular function: DNA-binding transcription factor activity; sequence-specific DNA binding. NCBI's taxonomy places the organism in Eukaryota, Viridiplantae, Streptophyta, Magnoliopsida, Poales, Poaceae. Gene Ontology annotation, biological process: regulation of DNA-templated transcription. The transcript has a single exon. The coding region runs from base 152 to 1231 and encodes 359 amino acids. The record is from RefSeq and is marked provisional.